AUGGCUACUGCCGUCCAGAGCAGUGAACUGGUCUUUGAGUUUGCCAACAGCGGGAUGGAAGAGAUCCAGCAGCUGGACGAUCCCUCUGUAUUCCCAGCUGUCAUUGUGGAGCAGUUACCCUGCCCAGAACUGCUGCACCUAUACUCGGGCCUCGACCGCGAUGAAGUUUCCAACGGCAUCAUGGCAGAUCGGGACCUGGGGGUGGCCGAAGGACAGAUCCUGGAGGGAGGCCUUGUGGUGUCAGACGAUACCAGCCCACCUGUCAUGGCCACUGAAGUCCUGCUGGACGUAGAGGCCCCCAACAACAUACUGGAUGAAAGUCGAAUGUUCUGUGGUCCUGGACUGUUCACCGAACAGGACUCCUCAGGGGCAUUUGCAAACUGUGUUCUUUCCACCUCUUCGGGGGCAGACAUCUCCACCAGCGGGAGCGGGAGUAUCGAGGGGUUCUCCAUUCAGGAGGACAGCUCCGUGGACACAGGCCUUGGGAGACCUCUGCCAGUGAGGUCCAAGAAGAAAGUCCAGAAAGCAAAAGCACCCCGAUGUCCCUCACCAGUCAGUGAGCCCAGUGUUCCCAUCCGGAAGAAGUCCAAAGACGGCAAAGGGAAUACCAUCUACCUUUGGGAGUUCCUGCUUGCUCUCCUGCAGGACAAGAACACUUGCCCCAAAUACAUCAAGUGGACCCAGCGUGAGAAGGGCAUCUUCAAGCUUGUGGACUCCAAGGCUGUGUCAAAGCUUUGGGGGAAGCAGAAAAACAAGCCAGACAUGAACUAUGAGACAAUGGGGCGAGCACUGAGAUAUUAUUAUCAGAGGGGCAUCCUCUCCAAGGUGGAAGGGCAGAGGCUGGUGUACCAGUUCAAGGAGAUGCCCAAGGACCUGGUGAUAAUCGAAGAUGAAGAAGGUGAAGAGGCCAAUGCAGAACUCCAACAGACCCCACCUCCACGCCGAGCUGCUUCGAAGGCUUCAGCCCGGCCUGCCACCCAGCAAAAGAAGGAUCCUCUUGGGGAGGCUUUGCAACAAGGACCGCAGGCGGCGCUGAGCCUGCAAGCAGUGGCCCAGGAGAGCUCGGCUGCUGCCGUCGCCGCCGUUGCCGCCGCAGCGGCUAUGGCAGCCCCUUCUGGCGAGGCUCGUGGGACUCUGGCCCGCACAGUCAGUGCGUCUUUGGUUUCUAACAACGGUGGAGUGUCUGCAGCAGGAGCCAGCUCGGGCUUAGGAGCCCUGACCCUUCAGACCAUCCCACUGGCCACAGUGCUGGCCAGUAGCUCCUCAGCCACCUCAGCAGCCUCACCCCAAAUUGUCCUCCAGGGUGUCCCUUCAGCCUCAGCCUUCAAGGACAUUGUCACCCUGCAGGCUGCCUUUCCUCUGGGAUCUAGCUUCCCAGAGGGCUCAGCCACAGCAGGGCGUCCAUUUGUCCUUAGCGGCCUCCCAUCGUCGGCCCUUGGGUCUGCCUCCAGGCCCCCAGGGACCCUGGUUGCUGCCAUCAUUAGGACUCCAGGAGUGAAGGAGGCACUUCCCGGGCCCCCUUCCUACCUGCAGGGUGUCGUUGCUGACGAGGUCCUGGGGCAGCCUCAGCUGCUUCAGAUGCAGGCACUUCUAGAGCACUCUCAGCCCCAGGAAGCCCCGGGGAUGCCAGUGCUGCCCCAGACCCCCACCAGCUGCCCUUCUGUUGGCCUGACCCCCGUGGCUGAACUGGAACUUGCCACCAGCCCAGGGGCCCUGCUGGUAACUGAGCCCAACCUGGCACAAUCAGGAAUGGUGCUGGCUGGAGCCCUGGGCCCUUUCCAGGAGCCCAGGACUGGAGCCGAAGGAGGGAGGGGAGAAGGGGAGCUCUGA
Molecule: messenger RNA, 1830 nt
Organism: Gracilinanus agilis (Agile Gracile Mouse Opossum)
Lineage: Eukaryota; Metazoa; Chordata; Mammalia; Didelphimorphia; Didelphidae
Gene: ELF4
Product: E74 like ETS transcription factor 4
Exons: 8
Coding region: 1-1830 (609 amino acids)
Biological process (GO): regulation of transcription by RNA polymerase II; cell differentiation
Cellular component (GO): nucleus
Molecular function (GO): DNA-binding transcription factor activity, RNA polymerase II-specific; sequence-specific DNA binding
Source: RefSeq, a predicted model, not a curated record